CCUUCCCCGCUGCUGGCUUCUCCCUUCUUGCUGCAUUGGGGGGUGGGAGAGGGUUGAAGGGAUUCUGGGAAAACUAGGAUGCCUGAAUUCCCCAUCGCGACUUGCUUGACCCGGGACAAGGCGCGUCCCCUCCAGGGCCUCGGUUCCAUCUUUAAAAUGGAGUAACAGCACAGAGCUGCUCACCUUGCAGAAGUGCCCGAAGCCCUGAUGAAAUAAUGGAUGGGAAGCAGUUUUCGUUAUGAAGAGGGAGAUGAAGCGGCUGCACGAAGGGAGAGCACAGCCUUGCUAGGAGGCAGCUCUCGGCGACAGCAGUAGCCCUCAGCGUCCUUCACACCCUCCCCACCAAUGGAUGAUGGGGAAAGCACUGCUCCUGCUCCGGGGGUUCCCCGGAGGGGACCCUGGAACCAGGAACUGCGGACGGGGUGAGACGGCGGCCCAAAGUCUGAGCCUAAAGUUCUGGGACAUCACUGCCCCAGGGCGGGUCGAGCCCCAAACCCUACCACUAAAUCUCCAGGUCAACCGAGAAGGGGUACUCCUGGUGGGCUGAGCUGAGCACUCAUUCUUCUCAGGACUCUAGACCUCCUGGGGAAAAGAUAGGGACCCAGCUGGAGAGAUAAUCCUUCUUAGCGCCCCCUAUGUCUCUCCCCUGGAGGUGCAAAUCCAUUCCAAAUCUUCCGGGAGUGGAAGGGGCUGGACAGCUCUGUACUACUUAACUAACCAGGAAUGAGAGGUUUGGGCAAGCUUGCUUGAUGAAGGAAGAAAAAAUCUACCUUCGCCCAUUCGAUUCAUUCAACAAUUACCGGGCACCAACUAUGUGCCAGACAGUAAAAGCCUGGAUAGUUUCUCCCCAUUUUUCAAAGUCGCUAAACACGACCAGAGGGCAAAGAGUAGGCCCAGAACCUUGGAGUCUUGGCUCCGCCCCAUCUGCGUUUGGCUUUGCCCGCUCCUCCCAUCAUCACUUCACUCAGAGGCGGCCACUGGCCCAAGACGAAAAAAGACCCAGUCUCUGCUGCACCAUCGCAUUCUCUAGCUUCAGUUCUCAAGCCCUGUAGCCCAGCGAGGUCUGAUGUAACACCUCCGGUCUGUUUCGCUCUCAGUUUCGAGAUCCAUCCGGAACGCUUUUAGAUAGGAUCCUCAGUGAGAUCGCACUCGAUUGAAUCGGUCUGCCUCUACAGCCCAAGGAGGCGGGUUCGCCGAGGCCGCUCCAAGGCCAAAGCGAGAAGACCUUACUGCGCACGCGCAAUAGGCAGCCGAUGGAGCCACCGAUGGAGCCGUCCGGAGGGGAGCAAGAGCCCGGAGCCGUCAGGCUCCUGGACCUGCCUUGGGAAGACGUGCUGCUCCCACACGUCCUGAGCCGGGUGCCGCUACGCCAGCUGCUCCGGUUGCAGCGCGUCAGCCGGGCCUUCCGGGCGCUAGUGCAACUGCACCUGGCGGGGCUGCGCCGCUUCGACGCCGCUCAGGUGGGUCCGCAGAUUCCGCGGGCCGCCUUGGCCUGGCUGCUGCGGGACGCUGAGGGGCUGCAGGAGCUGGCGCUGGCGUCGUGUCACGAAUGGCUGUCGGACGAGGAUCUGGUGCCUGUCCUGACGCGGAAUCCGCAGCUGCGGAGCGUGGCGCUGGCCGGCUGCGGGCAACUGAGCCGCCGCGCGCUGGGGGCGCUGGCGGAGGGCUGCCCCCGCCUGCAGCGCCUUUCGCUCGCGCACUGUGACUGGGUAGAUGGCCUGGCGCUGCGCGGCCUCGCCGACCGCUGUCCGGCCCUUGAGGAGCUGGACCUCACCGCCUGCCGUCAGCUCAAGGAUGAGGCCAUCGUAUACCUGGCGCAGAGGCGCGGCGCGGGCCUCCGCAGCCUCUCGCUGGCAGUCAACGCCAAUGUGGGGGACGCCGCGGUCCAAGAGUUGGCCCGGAACUGCCCGGAACUCGAGCACCUCGACCUAACCGGCUGCCUCCGCGUCGGAAGCGACGGCGUCAGGACGCUGGCCGAGUACUGCCCCGCGCUGCGCUCGCUGCGGGUGCGGCACUGCCACCAUGUGGCCGAGCCCAGCCUGAGCCGCUUGCGGAAGCGCGGCGUGGACAUCGACGUGGAGCCACCGCUGCAUCAGGCGCUGGUGCUGCUGCAGGACAUGGCAGGCUUUGCACCCUUUGUUAACCUGCAGGUCUGACCUGUCUGCCGACGGGGCACAGCUGGACUGUGUGGCGGGGCCUGACUAUGAACUGUAGGGAAACUGAACUGUGGGGGCCUCUGGUUAGAGGCGGAUGCCCUGCCCCACUCUGGAGCUUCAAAUAAAGAGAUUUUUA
Messenger RNA from Enhydra lutris kenyoni (northern sea otter), 2292 nucleotides. Its product is annotated as F-box and leucine rich repeat protein 15. The coding region runs from base 1254 to 2156 and encodes 300 amino acids. NCBI's taxonomy places the organism in Eukaryota, Metazoa, Chordata, Mammalia, Carnivora, Mustelidae. The transcript has 4 exons. The record is from RefSeq and is a predicted model, not a curated record. Gene Ontology annotation, molecular function: protein binding.